GUUUAUUAUAAUAUAUAUAUAUCCACUCUGGUAUGAAACGCACAAGGGCAUCAAACAACUUCUUAACUGUCUAUUUUUAUUUGCAAUCGCGAUAUUUUCCUUGGACUACAAAAACAUACGCAUGAGAAACCCCCAGUAAACAACAAACGCCACUCGGUAUAAGCACUUAGCUUUUACCUUCGGUACUGGAUCGCACGCAGUAUGUCGGUCCUUUAUAAUUAUGUCAUAGCGGACCCUAAUGUAGAGGAAGAACUUGGACCACCACCCCUUCCCCCGAAACAGCCCAAAGACAAUAAGCCGGCAGAGGAUAAGCCCCCACCCAGACCACCGCACGAUGUAAAGAAAUCGGCCCAACCUUACUCAUUAACUAAACUGGGAAGUACUAGCAUAAAUUCUUUACCCACGCCCAAACCCCUCCCCAGACCGCAGUCAGCAAGCUCGCUGCUAUAUAACGUUAACAGUCCGAAUGUAUCAUUCAACGGCUCAGGUUCAAAUAUCGAAAUAGCCGUGCGCUCAAUUAAAUACGAUACGGGAGGUGAGACAUCCACCUCGUUUUUUAAAGUGGACAAUAAUGAUAAAUUGUUAACUAGCUCAAAGGUACGACUAAAGCCUAGCAGCUCAACUGGUUCUUUGCUGAAAACGAAUGAGACUGCGGUGACACUGCGCGAGCAAUUAAAUCGCGACAAAAAUCAAAUACCUACUCUCGGAUCGUCCACUGAACUAUUUAGCGGGUAA
Sphaeroforma arctica JP610 is the source of this 735-nucleotide messenger RNA. RefSeq lists its product as hypothetical. The coding region runs from base 202 to 735 and encodes 177 amino acids. The record is from RefSeq and is a predicted model, not a curated record. Lineage: Eukaryota; Ichthyosporea; Ichthyophonida. The transcript has a single exon.